ACUUUUAUAUGAUACUUAGACUACACCACAUAUGUUGUUUCGUUUAAUGUGAGGAAAACUGAAGAAAGAGAAAAGAACCAAGAAACGUGUGCAAGCAAUAGAUAGAAACGAAAUUGUGUAGAUCAUUGACUAUUGCCAUUUGUGAAUCAUGACUUUUUGAUACGGCUUUAUCUAUGUCCUUCAGACAUGUCUAGGAAGGCACUUACAUUUUUGUCACUCUGCCUUCUGAAAACGACAUAUACUACAAGCAACAUUGUCUCUUAUGCACAUAACAGACGUCUUAUUUUCUUAUUAUGAUAAUUAGUUCAGCGAUCCUACACGUCUUACGAGGAACCUCGCGAGGUGAUAUUUCGCAUUAUUGUCGCCGACAAAGAUUUUGUUAUCCACGAAGUUAUCUUCUAUGAAAAACCAUUAAUUAAAUUAGAAAGAAGAGGUUGGGCGAGAGCUAUUGAAACAUUUUUAAAUAUCGACGACAAUACUCGUGAAAAAGUUCUUAACACUUUUUAUUGUCCAAAUGAUAUUCUAGAGGCGAAAAAUGAUGCUAUGAAAAUAUUCUAUAAUUUAUUAGACAAUGAAUCAAUAAAACUUAACGAUCAAAACACAAAAGAAGUAAUAAGUUUUAUAUCUAUUUGUAACGUUAACACACAUACUAUCAAUGAUUAUUUUGAUGGUCUUUAUGAAAUCUCAUCCAAAUUCGCACAUAGUUGUGCUCCAAAUAUUGCUUGUAAUUCAGCAGAUAAAGACGAUAAUAACGGACCUAUAUAUUUUGAAGCAAUCAAAAAUAUAAAAACUGGUGAUAUGAUGACAAUUGAUUAUUUAUUAUCUAUGGAAUCUAUUAUGUCAACAUCUCAGCGUCGAGCCAUUUUAAAAGAUAAAUACUAA
Molecule: messenger RNA, 882 nt
Organism: Didymodactylos carnosus
Lineage: Eukaryota; Metazoa; Rotifera; Eurotatoria; Philodinida; Philodinidae
Source: the annotation of a GenBank genome assembly